AUGGCCUACAACGACUCGCCCAUCGCCGUCGACAGCUCCCUUCCCGCCCGCACACCGCUUGCCUUCCGCCGCGCCGAUGGCUCCCGUCGCGAGUUUUUGUUUGACGACUGCACGCAUUCCCUGCCGCUCCCGGCCGCCAGUCUGUUUUGGAACCCCGAACACCAUGCUGGCAACAACGGUAACAGCGGCAGCAGCAGCAGCAACGGCAGCAGCGGCAGCGGCAGCAACAGCAGACACAGCCACGGCCACGGCCACGGCCACGGGUAUGGCCACAGCUAUAGCCGCCGGCCGAUCCCGGCACCCCUACCCCGGUCUGUGUUGCGGCCAUUCCGUCGCGACAAUGGUGAGCCUGCCGCGGACAUUCGCUUUGUCCGAGAGACGCGGCAGUCGGUGUGUCGUGACGGAGUAGACCGGAGCCGGUGCUGUGAAUGUCGACGACGGGUGACGUCGACGUCGAAACAGGAGGCAAAAUUGGAGGCGCCGACGACACCACCCUACCGCCGGUAUAAGAUGUCGCCCCAGCGAGUCUUUCGCGACCUCAUCAUGAGCGAUGCGGCCGAACCGCUGCCGCCGCGUCUUCGCGAUGCACUCCUUAAUGCCUUCAACGCGACAGUCGAGAGGCAGUCGCCACAGCACGCACAGAAACGGAAAGCGCAACCAAGUACACGACCGCCUGCCCAGCUAGACCGGCCGCUCCUUCCAUCACCGCCACCAACGUCAACGGCAACAGCGGGCGACAAAAUCGUGGCAGGCACGUCGGUCGCCCUUGCCGAAUUCCACUGCUUCUCGCGCCUACCGUAUGAAAUACGCGUCUUGAUCUGGGAGCAGGCGUUGCCGUUCCGUGUGUUGCUCCGCGAAGAUCUCGCCUCGACAACGUACCGCAGCAUACGCCGUGUGUUCCGUCCCGCCAGCCACGUGCACACCCUUGAGAUGCUCUGGCAAUCGGACCUGUUUUAUGUCUGCGUCGAGGCGCGACGUGUCGUCGAGGCCGCCUUUGGAGGCGACACGUUCAGAUACCGUGCAUCUUCAACAGCCGCGACAGUAGGCGACGACGGCCCUCCGUCGCCCCUGGUGCGGUGCAUCACGUCGCCUAGCCGGCUACGUUCUGGCCGGGAUGUGUUGUACUACCCGUGGCUGGGCGUCGAGGCCAUCCGCAAUCACGCCAGUAGCGGUUUUGGCGGCGGCGGACCGUGGACGUUGGCUCGGGACCAUGUGCAGCAGCAACAUCACCAUCACCAUCAAGCCGCGCAUGGCUAUCCUCUGGCUGGGGCGAGCUCCAACAUUCGAACAUGGAUGUCAAAGUACGACAGCGGACGUCGUACAUCGUCUUCACCGCCGGCCUCCGACGCCGACACCAUUGCAACCCUCACCUCCGUCCCCUACGGCUGCUGGGCGAGCCAGCUGCGCCAUAUGCGCCUGCCCGCGAAGACAGUCGCCCUCGACGCCACCUGGAUCGAUCGUGGCCAUCCGGACACCAUUGCCUGGGCUGCCGGCGUGGACCUGUCGCAGGACGAGGAGGACGACCAAGACGAAGGCGACGGCCGAGAGGACAAGCCGGCCAGGGAGACGGUGGCGGCCCCCACGUCCCUCCAAGUCGUUGUGGCCGACUUGCAUGUGCCGGUACGCAUCCGCCUGGGCUCGUCGGACCGCACCAGCGGCACGACUGGCCCGACUCCUACGAACACCAACGGCAUCACCCCGGCCCAGCAACACCUCCUACGGCAGCACAUUGCACCGCAGCCGUGGCAAGACGCGCGGAGUUUCCAGCGGGCGUUGGAUCAUGGUCCCCGAUCGCAACCGUCGCUGUCGGCGUCAACGUCGGCCGCAGCGACGAUGGCCACCCCGCUCUCCACCAACCUCAACGGCAUGGACUUUUCUGUGCUCGUCGACCUCUACGACGACUGGCGCAUCGAGGAACUGCUCUCCCUACAGGGUGCCAGCGACCCAGAUCCAGACGUGGACGAUGGCCAUGACACCCACGACAGCGUCCUCAACAAGGCCGCCCUGCACCGGUGCGUUGCGUGCACGAGGCGGGCGUGGGAGGCGAGGAGCGCUGGGGACAGAGACUGCCCGGAUGGCGGAAGCAGUUGGACAACCAAGUUUGGUUCCGUGCUGGGCGCACACUUGCAGAAGCUGUGCCGGCCGACCAUUGUCUUUUCCAUUGUUCUGUCGUUUGUCGACGAGGAGGAGGUGUAA
Molecule: messenger RNA, 2196 nt
Organism: Sporothrix brasiliensis 5110
Lineage: Eukaryota; Fungi; Ascomycota; Sordariomycetes; Ophiostomatales; Ophiostomataceae
Exons: 1
Coding region: 1-2196 (731 amino acids)
Source: RefSeq, a predicted model, not a curated record